Molecule: messenger RNA, 1838 nt
Organism: Paramecium octaurelia
Lineage: Eukaryota; Ciliophora; Oligohymenophorea; Peniculida; Parameciidae
Source: the annotation of a GenBank genome assembly
AUGAUUACCUAGCUUAGUCAAAUAGAGAGAAGUUUAUCAAAAAUAACUAGUCCCUCUUAUCAGUAAUUAAGAAAAUAUUCUUAGUACAGUGCAAGGUUCUAUGAGACAUCUUUCCAUGAGUCAAUCGCAAAUGACUCGAUCUAAAAUUUAUACAUCCUCUCAUCCUGAAUCUCAAUUUCUUUAAUUAGAUAAUGAUAUUCUCGAAAUAUAUGAUGAAUUUGAGAAGAAUUACAAUACAAUACAGGAGAUAGACAAAACCAAUACUAAGAUUGAAGCAAAAUAAAAGUUUAUUGAGCAACCCAAAAUAAUAUAACAACAGAAGAAGUUAUUGAAAACUUUCGAUGGAUUGUAGUAAUCUGAUCUGGAAAUAGAAUAUAUUAAUCGGAUAUAAAUUGUCAGAUUUAGAUUUUACUACUUUAGGAUUAAAAUUAAAGGAAAAUAAUGUAAUAGUAAUUUGUCAUCAGCCUUUAGCUCCCUUGCAGAUCUUAUUAAAUUUCCCUUCCAAAAUAACUAGCACUCAAUACAAGCUAUUCGUAUCGACUUCAAUAGAAUUCCCAAACAAAUUUAAUGCUGAUCAAACAGUUCAAAGUAGAUUUGUAAAGAUUAACUCUAAACAGAACUCGAAAUUAUUUUUUGAUGAAUAUGUGUACUUAACAUUUUAUAGUGAAUUUGAUGCCAUCAUAGGUAUGUAAAUCACUUUUGGAGAAUAAUACACACCAUCAAACGGAUAAAAAUUAGUCUAAUCAAUGAUAAAUAUUGAUACCUUUCCUGAAAGAAGAACCAUUCAUCCAAAGGAUAAAAUUCUAUAAAACAUUGAAAUGGCUAAAACUAAAACCUAUUCGAAAUUAGAUGAAAUACUAAAAGCAAAGCGUAAUAAUAUUCAGAAUAUAUUAGAUAGACAUACUAAAUCUUAAGAAACAAUUCAGAGAUCAAAAUUGAUUUAGAAAGAAGUGAGAUAAACAAGAUUAAUCAAACUAUUAGUCAAAGAUCAAAUAGUGUAAUUCAGAGAAGUAGAAAAAGUUCAUUAGAAAGAAUUACAAUUACAAAUAUUUGUCAAAAAGAAUUGGAUAUUGAUAACUACAAUAUUCAACGUCUGUAGAUAAAUACAUAGAAGAUUGGAAGUAAAUUUAUUUUCUAAUUCUAGAAAAUAAGACGCAAGAAUAAAAUUGCUGCAAGAGCUAAAUUGUUAGUAUGGUAAUUGCAUACAAAAGCUUUGAUUGAAGUAAGGAAAUAUGGAGAUAAUCCAUUCAUAAGAUCUCUUAGUAAAUCCUCUCUUGUGUUAUCUACUUAUACAUCUUACAUCUAAGAAAAAUGUAUUUCAAGAGCUGAAGUAAUUUUAAGUGAAUUCUUGGUGGAUAUCAUUCUUUAUUAAACUUUCAUUAACAAACAUAUUUCAUUGAUUUCUAAAAGUAAUCAUAAUGAAUAAGUUUUAGUUAAAUGCAUUCAAAGAAAUUAUAGAAAACUCCGAUUGGUUCGAAAGAAUUUCAAGGAUAAAUUUAUUAAAGCAUUCAAAGAAAAACUUUAAGUUCUUUAUUAAGGAAGAGGAAGCGAUUAAAAGGCUAGAGUUAAUAUUGAAUAGUAUUUCUUCUUGUUAAAUUUUAGACACAUCAUAAAUAAGCUGUUUGAUGAAUACUCAGCAAAGAUAAAACAUCGAUGGAUUGAUUCUCGAAGAGCCAUAAAUGUUUUAUCUGUAUUAAAAAAAGUAAUUAUAUAAUGACACAUUUAUAUAGAGCUUUUCAGUCUAAAGAUAAGAUAUCAAAUUAUAUUCAUUACCUGAUGAAGCAGAGAUGUAAUUGAUAAUUUAAUAAUAUUACAAAAUAAAAAAAUAACUGAGCUGA